GAUGGAGCCAGGGGAGGUGACGACAGUCCUCAACAACGAGCUGGAGGUCCCGGUCAGCAGCGGCCCCAGUGGGGACUUUGAGAUCCGGGAGGAGGAAGAGACGACACGUCCCGAGCUCGGUAACGAGGUGAUGGCUGUGGUGACGCUGCCAGCGGGACCCGGGCUGGGCAAGAACGCGGAGCCGGGGUUGAUCGACAACACGAUAGACUCUGGGAAUUCGGCAGCUCAGCUCCCCCAGAAGAACAUCCUGGAGAGGAAAGAAGUGUUGAUAGCGGUGAUCGUGGGCGGUGUGGUGGGAGCCUUCUUCGCUGCCUUUCUGGUCAUGCUGCUCAUCUACCGGAUGAAGAAGAAGGACGAGGGCAGUUACACGCUGGAGGAGCCCAAGCAAGCCACCGUGACGUACCAGAAGCCGGACAAGCAGGAGGAGUUCUACGCGUAGAAGGAGAGCCCG
Molecule: messenger RNA, 451 nt
Organism: Apaloderma vittatum (bar-tailed trogon)
Lineage: Eukaryota; Metazoa; Chordata; Aves; Trogoniformes; Trogonidae
Gene: SDC3
Product: syndecan 3
Exons: 2
Coding region: 2-439 (145 amino acids)
Biological process (GO): cell migration
Cellular component (GO): cell surface; membrane
Source: RefSeq, a predicted model, not a curated record